Molecule: messenger RNA, 4692 nt
Organism: Orbilia oligospora ATCC 24927
Lineage: Eukaryota; Fungi; Ascomycota; Orbiliomycetes; Orbiliales; Orbiliaceae
Exons: 5
Coding region: 1-4692 (1563 amino acids)
Biological process (GO): nucleoside metabolic process
Molecular function (GO): catalytic activity; protein binding
Source: RefSeq, a predicted model, not a curated record
AUGGAGAAGGACGACGAGUCAAUAUACGAAACUGCUUCGGUAUGUAAAACGCUAUUUAAGACACACCGAAGAAAAGAGCCGCCGUCUGUUAUCGAUAUUCUGCUCGAGGACUACGAGCAGAGAUUCUUGGCAUGGUCGGCCUAUAUGGGGGUUUUCGCAAGCAAGUCCCUUUGUCUUGACCGUCGACUACAAGACCGACCAGGCAUCCGGGACCUCGUUAUUCGUCUGCUUGAUAUUCUAGUAGAAGCUUUAGAAGAAGUUACAAGCAAUAAUGAACCGCACCAGAAUCAAACCCUAGGCGAGCCUGAACUCCCUUUGGAAAAUAAAUCAGAGAUAGAUGACCUUACAGAGGAUAUAGAAACAUCCUUGGUCAGUCUCUCUCGCCUCGGCACAACUAUUCGAAAACACUCUACUACGGGACGAACGGUCAAAAUUAGAAAGUUUGCUGAGCAAUCUGCAAGCCUCAAAGCUUUCGAAAAACUCGCCCGAGUGGCCGUUGAUACUCUUUACAUGGAAGCAAAAGAUACUCUUCGUGCCCAACUAACGCGCUCCAUGGUUGAAACUUGCGCCAGCAUUCUAUAUAAAAAGUCCCACCAGCAUAAGAUGAACGCGAAUCGGCCGACUCGGGACAUACCCAUGCCAACCAUCCGUGAAGAACGAGAUGACAAUCUUGCGAAUUCGGCAGAGGGUUUCAAUAUUGAUGACCCUAUAGUCCAGAUUCUUUCAGACUCCGCUCCCAAGCUGAAUCAGCUGCGGCCUUAUGUGCCACUAGAAUCUACACCUUCAGUACUUGACUCGCUUAGGACAACAGUGCUCAAGGAUUUGGGUCGUUCUUCGAAAGUAAAGUCGAACUGUUCAGCUUCAUCGAUUCAAUUAGGAAAGGUCAGCUAUCCUCGGGCCUCAAGCGGGAAAGAUGCAUCCAGUUAUCGCGCUUGCGAAUGGUGCCUUGAAAGACACCCUCCUGCCCUAUUUGAUAAUAAAAAACAAUGGAGUGCCCAUCUAGAUAAGGACUUUGAGCCUUAUGUUUGUCUUUCGGAAAGCUGUAUGGCUGAAAUACAGUUACCAUCCUUCGCAACAUUCAAAGAGUGGUUCAAUCAUAUGAAUACUGUUCAUACAGUCAGAUGGCAACAGGAAAUUCACAGACCAAUUUUUUGGGUCUGCAAUUUUAACCAUAAAAAUGAGUAUUUUAGCAAUCAAGAAGAAUUGCACGAACAUAUGAAACAAUGCUAUCCGAAAACUCUCACAGCGGGCCUUCCAGCUAUUGUUAAGAAUAGCCACACGAAGCACUCGCGUUCACACAACGUGUGUCCUCUGUGUUGCCGCGAUCUAGUACAAGAUAAGCGCAGGAAAAGGCGAGGUCGAAAUAGUGAUCGAAAAAGGCGGAAAGUAGAAGGUAAUCAAGACAAUGUUCAGACCACUGAUGCCGCAGCGGAGUAUGAUAGUUCGAGUAGUGACGAAAGGGAAGAAUCAAAGGGGGUCGUAAUGGCCCGCCAUAUUGCAGAACACCUGCAAAUCUCGAUGUUUCUGACCAUGCGGCUGAUAAACUGCCAGCAAAUGCAGCAAGACGGCUUGCUUGAAAGCGAAGAAAUCACCGCCGUUAAUACUAGCGAUCGCUCGACGUUAACCUCGGAGCUGCCUUGGCCCUCACAGGUGUCGGAAGUGGUACAGCCUGAUCGUACCACAGAUGAAAUUGCUGAUCCACAGAGGCUAGAUGAACGAGAACAGGCCCACUCACCAGACCUAGGGAUCAUUGGAGCGGGGGGUAAUAACGCUAUUGAAACUACAUCCACCUUGGGAUUUUCAGAUUUGAAGAAGUAUACUAUUGGAUGGAUCUGCGAUUCGUCGGUGGGUUUGAAGGUUGCAAGACACAUUCUUGACGAAGGUGAUGACAAUAAAUUUCUAUUGGGCACCACUCUUGCCAGUAGUUAUUUUCUAGGAAGAAUUGGAGAGCAUUACAUUGCCGUAUCGGACGGUACAUCCGAGAAUUCACCCAGCCGCAUACACAUCAUGGAGCGUGUGACAACCUUGCUCUCCAACUUCCCGAGCAUCAAAGUACUCUUACUUGUGGGUGUCGGUCAUGGGAUGCGGAAUUCAGAGAAUAAUAUUCGCUGCGGUGACAUUGUCGUCGGCGUCUCUGACCACACAGGCAGCGGUUUAGUCCAGUACGAUCUAGAAAAGUCGAUAAAAGGCAAGCCCUUCCCAUGGAAAAUGGCCUCAAAUAAUCACCCAGCUAGCCUAAAUCGGGCUUUAAAAUUCGUUAGGCACCAGGGAGAUAGGUUUACUUACAAUUACAAAAAUGAAUUCAAUGAGGCGAGUCUGAAGCAACGGGAGUUGGACAUAGUGCUAGAUAAAUCGAUCGAUGAUGUAUCAAUUCACUACGGCCUAAUUGCUUCCGGGACCUUUGAUAUAAGAGAGGCACGCACUCUAGAUAACCUAGCAGCUGAUAAUCGUAUUCUUUGCUUCGAGAAUGGCGCAGCAGGCCUUAUGAACGGACUCUCUUGCCUUGUUAUUCGAAGCAUAUACACGGAUUCGAAUUUUUACCUGGAUCCAAAUUUCGCAGCGGUUCAAGCAGCUAUAUUUACAAAAGUCCUUCUGCUCGAGGUCUCUCCGGCAGAGGUCGAGGCUGAACCGGAGAUUGCUGAGACUUUAUCCAAAGCCAAAUUCGGCAUAAAUCAAACAUACCUUAAUACGGGGGGUGCAACGGAUAGGCCGACUGGCUCGCUCUCGUACUGGGGUUCUUCGGCAUCGUAUUUGAGGACUUUGAUGGAACGCCAGAAGGAUGGAUGCUCUUGGUUUCUUGACUCAAACGAAUUUGCUGAAUGGCAGACGACAAAAAACUCGUUCAUUUGGCUGCUCGGCGACUCGGGAUGUGGGAAAUCUAUUCUCAGCUCUGCAAUUAUCCAAAAACUUCAGGAGGACCUGGGAUGUCAACCUAUAUACUUUUUUUUUGAGUCUCCCAGGAACACGCUUGCAAAUGCAUUACACUCUCUUUGCUCGCAGAUUCGCAACAUAAAUAUGGAGGGUUCGGCUCCAACUUUGAGAGCUGGAACACUACGAGAACUAAUUGAGAAGUUUUUACUUAUGAUGCAGAACGCAGGCGAAAUCUGGUUGGUUCUUGAUGCACUUGAAGAGUGCAACAGAAAUGAAUGGGAAACUUUGUUUAUCUGGAUAAAAGAAAUACGGCGGCAGAAGAAAAAGAACAUUCACAUCGUCGUAACGAGCUUGCCAGAGUUUGACGAAAACAUGGCCCAAAUCGAUCUUUUGGAGAAUGGAGAUAAAAUGAUUUUAAUAAAAGACCAGUCUGCCAACGAUAUCACUGCUUAUAUUCACAAGUGGGUCAAAGAGAGAGCCUCAGCCUCUCAGUGGGUAUUCUACCCUUCUGACCUUGCCAAGGUCUCAAAUGCACUUCGUGAACGUACCAUUGGGAGAUUUACCUGGGCGACGAUUGCAUGUCAACUUGACGCGUUGGCUUUAGAACUUUUUCCUAACAUCAACAACAUUCUUCGACAACUUAUAUCCCUGCCGCUAGAUCAGCACCGCGUAUACGGAAGAAUUUUAAAAAAUAUACCAGAUAGAUUUAGGCCCCAAGCUACAGCACUCCUUCAUCUAUUAAGAUACUCAGAGCGAAUGCUGGGGAUCGAGGAGGCUAUCGACUUCAUAAAAAUCACUACUUCGCCUCCAUACUUUGACCUAGACAGUGGGAAUUCUUUUGACAGCGGUAUACUAUGUUACUGCCCUAGCUUAGUGAUUGCGAUUCCAUUGGCGCGGUCUUCAGGCCACCAAAGUAUAGAAAUCAGACUCGCCCACAAUUCCGUAAAGGAAUAUUUAGCCCCGCGUAACUCCGGGCCCUUUACGGUAAUUUGCGGGACUAAGGAAACAAUGGCCAUGGCCAAAAAUUGCCUCCUUUACAUUCUACGUAUGGAUACCGACCUUUCUGCUCCAGAGCUAUUAGAGAAGUUUCCCUUUGCCAAAUAUUGUGCGAAAUAUUGGAUGGAAUUUGCAUCAGGAAUAGAGUUUCCCGACGAAAUGUUGCGGGGUAUGAUACGGGACUUUUUCAGAUCCGAAGACUGCUAUAACAGCUGCUACAGUCUCUAUCGUCCAGAUGAAGAUACAUCCCCAGAGCCAGCUUCACCGUUAUACUACGCAUCUUUCGGAGGGCUUUUGGAAGCGGCAGAAUAUUUGCUGAUGAAUGGGGCUGACCCCAAUGCAAAAGGGGGGAAGUAUGGCACUAUCCUUCAAGCAGCAUCAGCUCAAGGGCAUGGCCAUAUUGUGCAACUCUUGUUAAGUUCUGGUGGGAAUAUGGGCUGGAAACAUACGAGUAUAGGUACACAAAUGGUUGCAGAUACCAAUUCAGAGGGUGGAAUAUAUGGCUCAGCACUUCAGGCGGCAUCGAGUAAAGGGUUUGAAAAAAUUGUUUCAACAUUAUUACAUCGUGGAGCUGAUCCGAAUAUAGCCGGCGGGGGGCAUGCAACUGCCCUUUGUGGAGCAUCGGCUGAGGGUCACGCAAAAAUUGUCAGAAUUCUAUUGGAUUAUGGUGCAGAUUUCGAAGCCGACAACAACGCUGCGCUUAAAGUUGCGCGAGCCAACAAUCAGAUCGAGGUUGUGGAAAUUUUAAAAUUAUACGGCGCCAAGGACAGUGACAAAUCACGGAGGAGAACGUUGGAGAUGGGAACGGCACCAGUAUGGUUGUGA